Molecule: messenger RNA, 3573 nt
Organism: Scleropages formosus (Asian bonytongue)
Lineage: Eukaryota; Metazoa; Chordata; Actinopteri; Osteoglossiformes; Osteoglossidae
Product: zinc finger protein 385A-like
Exons: 7
Coding region: 317-1471 (384 amino acids)
Cellular component (GO): nucleus
Molecular function (GO): nucleic acid binding; zinc ion binding
Source: RefSeq, a predicted model, not a curated record
GAGAAGGAAUGCAAGUCUCCACGUCUUCAAUGACUUGGUUAUAAAUAGAGAUCUCUGAGUUUAGAGAGGGUGACACAACGCAGCCGCAAACACAGAGAGAGAGAGGGUGUAAAGGAGAUGAAGGCAGAUUUACAGACAUACUCUGUUAUACAGAGCCAGUCAAGUUGAGUAGAAGAGCUCGUGAGGAGGAAAGAGCAGCAGCACAGUACAGCAAGUGGGCAGACAGUGGCCCACACAGGCAGAGGAAAGAGCAAAACGCCAGAAGUGCAGGUGAGCACACAGGUUCACGGACAGAAGCGGAAGCAGGCGGGGGCUGAUGCAGCUCAGAGAUCGAGCAGACACCACCGAGAAGGAGAUGGAUCCAGUCCAGAAGGCUGUGAUCAACCACACUUUUGGGAUACCGCUGGUGAAGACAAAGCGGCCAGUCAUCUCCUGUAACGUCUGCCAAAUCCGCUUCAAUUCAGAGAGUCAGGCCGAGGCUCACUACAAAGGCAACCGGCAUGCCAGGAGAGUCAAAGGCAUUGAGACCUCCAAGGGUCGCCCUCAGGAGAGCGACAAGCCCCCUCCCCCCACGGCUUCCCCUUCCACCCCAGGACCAUCACCAGCCACCUCGGAUGCUGACCCCAGCAAACAAGAUGAGGCCCAACCCCAUCCGUCCAACGGGCUGCCUUUGGCCUCUGGGCUCCUUCCUCUAACCGGACCUACGACCCCAGACGUCACCGUUGUCCCUCCCUGUCCCCUCCCUACCCCUUCCUCCACCACCUCUUCUUCCUCCUCAUCCUCUUCCACAGGAUGUGGAACCCCUCAGCCCAUUCAGGGACCCCCAGGGGCCCCCUCCCCGGCUCCAAGUCCCUCCGAAUCGGAAGAGGACAAGGCUAAGAAGCUGCUGUACUGCUCACUGUGCAAAGUGGCUGUAAACUCCCUCUCGCAGCUAGAGGCGCACAACAAAGGAACCAAACACAAAACCAUCCUGGAGGCCCGGAGUGGCCUUGGACCCAUCAAGGCGUACCCUCGCUUGGGGCCCAAACUGAGCACAGAGCAGGGAGGGGGUUCUGUGGACCCCAACACUCAGGAACGCACCUUCCACUGUGAGAUUUGCAAUGUGCGUGUGAACUCUGAACUGCAGCUCAAACAGCACAUCUCGAGCCGAAGGCACCGGGAUGGGGUUGCUGGGAAGCCCAACCCCCUGCUCAGUCGGCACAAGAAGCAUCGGAACUCCGACAUCACGUCUUCGCUGUCCUUCCCUAAGGACCUCUCCAAAGCUCUGGGCGCCAGCCUUCUUCCCAGCCCGCUGGCGGUCGCCGCAGCGAUGGCGGCUGCAGCGUCAUCGAACCAGCUGGCUCUGCGUGCAGCGGGUCCUCAUCCGCACCACCACCUGCUCCAGGGUCCACCGCUCAGCCACACCCUCCUAAGACCCGCUCCUGGGCCCAUCCGCACCUCCCACGGGCCAAUCCUCUUCUCUCCUUACUGACAUACCCUCCAGCUGGGAGCAGCUGGGCAAGGAACUUCCAAAAGCACACUGUGAAGGAGUACAUCUUUAAAAAAAAAAAAAACAUGAAAUAAGUCAGAAAUACCCAAAUGAGUGACGAGGAAGAAGUCACCCAUGAGAAGACCCCCAUGCUCUCCCUCUCCCUCUUAGUGACUGACGGACAGAGUACGGGGGAGGGGAAAGGGAAAGGUGCAAUACGAACGCUGGUGGGACUCCUUGUAAAUGUCUAUGCUUUGUGUCACUUCUGCUCACUCUGAGAUCAUCGUUGUAGCAAAUAGAGGAAAAACCAGUCAUACUGUAUAUUUGACCAGUCGUGUAGCUCAGUAGAUCCAGUAGACACAACGCCGAUGGCCGCUUACUGUUCUGUACUGUAUCAUGCCACAGUUCACGUGGGUAUUCCUGUCGUUCUGGUGUUGUGGAUUCUCACCCCGUGCAGUCCGACACCCAGAAAAAUCACGUUAGGUACGGUAUGUGAGGUAGCUGCUUCAAGUGAUCGUGGCUCAUGUCAUUUUGUGCCCGAGUACAGCUUUGGCCUCCAAGAUGCGGCGCGGUACAACGAGAGGAGCAUUGCACAAAAUCCCUUGGGUGCUAGAUCAGAACGGGGGGGAAGAGUAGUACAGGUGCCCCAUGAGUAAUAACGUGGCGAGCGAUGGCACUGCGUAGUCAUGAGAAAGGAGGUUUCGGCCGAGGGCCCCCUGCACACCCGGGCCUCAGGCGGGAGGGAACCAUCGGGAGGAGGAGACGCUCGCUGCGUUUAAUCGAUACGAUCGGUCGGUUACACGCAAAUGUAACAAAUAACGGAAAUGCCCGGAAUCAAACUGUUCAGCGUCUCGCUUUGGCCCUUGAGAACUUCGCGGCUCUGUCAGAGAACCCACGCUUUACAAGGCGCUGGACCGCCCCGUCUGUCUCUCUGCUCGACUAGAAGGCCGAAAGAUGACUUUGUAUGAUGAAUAGCCGCUUACGCCGACAAGCGUGAGCUCUCGCGGGAGCGAAGCAGCGAGCAGAUUCGGUGUAACGGAAAACUCUGAAAAGGUCACACGUGCAUUUAUAGUCUAUAGACGUUGGCGCCCCCCGUGGCUGGUCUGAAGGUGAUCUCCUGGGAUGACUGCUCACAGCGCUGCUUCCUCAACGAUUGUUGGGUGAUUGUUUCAUGUCUGAGGAUCUUAGGGACAGAAGCCGAAGAACAGUUCCCGUGAUUCCCGGCGAUCGGAUGGCGUUACGUGCAGUGGGGUCCCAGGCGUUAACCGUUUUCGUGCGGCGCGGGAUUUGAGGUCUAGCUUUUUCCUGCAACGUGUGAUUUUCCCAACGUGGUCUUCAGCAUGAGUGACCUUCCUUCCCACAAUGUUGUGGAAGAGCAAUAUCAGGAGCGCCGCUGAGAAACACACAAUAAGCCAGAAGGAGAUGAAUAAAGACGCGUAAAAAGAUCAGCAGAGUCCGCAGAACUCCGUCUGAAAGAUCCGUGAGUUCCGUCGUCUAAUUUUGAUAUCCUUCUUCACUCUAAAGCCAUGAAUCUCUUUUUAAUUCUGUUGAUGAUCAUAUCUAUGGUAUUAUGGUAAUUUUCCAUCUGGUGGUUUUGCUGUCAGAUUCUAAACAAUUUAAAUAUGAGUACUGAACAAAAAAACAAUGAAGCACAUUUCUGAAGGUAGAUGACAUUCGUAGCUCCCGGAAUGGAGGAACGAGCAAAGAUAACGGUUAGAACUGUUAAUACGAGCGACCCGUACGAAUGAAAUGUUGAAAGGAAAAAGAAAAGCAGUGAGAGGAGGUCGAGGUCCAUUACAGCUCUGCAGCCUUAUUGUGCACUCUGUUGAGAAAUGAAACAUUUGCUUGGGAAUAUGUUCACAAAGUAAUACCAUCUUGUUGUCUUGUCUUGUAUAUGAUUCAGACUGCAGCACUGUGGCUCUUCCAUGCUUGUCAGUUAUUGCUGAACAGACCGUCGCGUAAAUGAAACUAGGUUGAAGGUGCACUUUCACCACACUCAAACUGUAACAAAGGCCAUCUGUCUUGAAGCUGUAACACGAAGAGGCUGAUUCCUCCUGCCUGGUAGAAGCAACAUGUCUGUUUAAGUCACCAGAGUCAGAAAUCAU